This is a messenger RNA of Boleophthalmus pectinirostris (great blue-spotted mudskipper), 1859 nucleotides long. RefSeq names its product nucleolar complex associated 4 homolog (gene noc4l). Gene Ontology annotation, cellular component: nucleolus; Noc4p-Nop14p complex; small-subunit processome. The coding region runs from base 182 to 1774 and encodes 530 amino acids. Lineage: Eukaryota; Metazoa; Chordata; Actinopteri; Gobiiformes; Gobiidae. The transcript has 15 exons. Gene Ontology annotation, biological process: ribosome biogenesis. The record is from RefSeq and is a predicted model, not a curated record.
UUAUCAUAUAACUUGUAGGAUUUAAGAGUUUGGGUCAAUGUAAUUUGAUUUAAUAGAACGUAACUACAUGCAACAUAUACUAUGGCCAAAAGGGGCUCAUGUAAAUUUUUCCUCCUUUGUUAUUAUUAACAUGCAAAACUACACCUUUUGUCUUUGAAAGUAGCACUAUCUGUAGGGAAACAUGGCGUCUACCAAGAAACGCAACGUGAGUUCAGCUAAAGAAGGUAAAGGAAAUGCAAAAAAGACCAAAAUCGAUCCAGAUAUUCUGGUGAGAGGCAUACUUGAGAGCAAAAAACACGCCAACGAUGUUUUUGACUUGUUAGAGAUGCUUCAGUCCCAUAAAGAAAAGAAUGUCAUUGAUGCGAUCAAUGCUUGCAACACACUAUUCUGUAGUUUGUUAGAAAGAAAGGAUCUUCACAUGGGAAAUCUCCCUGAAGAAGAGGAGUCGCUGAGUGGGGACUAUACAGCUCAACAAAAAUAUCACAUAUUCAUGCGUCACCGUUACAAUAGCUGUAAGGAAAUACUUUUUGACCAUCUCGACCACGAAGAAUACAAUGUCAAGGAGGCCGCACUCUGUUGUCUGAUGAAAUUUGCAGAAAAUGAAGGUCAGCAUCCUCUUGAAGAUUUAGACUGGAGUGAGCAUUAUACCUUCCCAAGAGAAUUUAUUCAGUUGCUGGUGGCCCGACUGUUGUCCAUAACCACAGACAACACCCUUCUGCUGUCCAGGUUCCAAGAAUAUCUUGAAAUGGCAGAUGUCCGGUAUUAUGUCAUGAGCUCCAUCCGUGACAAUGUAACAAAGGUCAUGGAUAGAAAUAAAGGGAUGCCUUUACCCGUGUAUCAAAACAAUGCCUUUAAUCUCAUGUCAAACAUUUCAAUGGCGAGCAACGAGUCAGAACUCACCAACUUUGUGGUCACACAGGAAACUAAACAUGAGGACUGGAAAGCUACCAAAUUGAAUGAGCACAGGCGAUCUUUUGAGAAGAUGUGGUUAUGUUUUCUUAAAUACAAGCUUCCAACUAGUAUGUAUAAAAAGGUGUUGGUGAUUUUGCAUGACUCCAUUUUACCACAUAUGAGCAAACCCACUCUGAUGAUUGACUUCUUGACUGCUGCUUAUGAUGUUGGUGGUGCCAUCAGUCUGCUUGCUCUGAAUGGUCUGUUUGUUCUUAUACAUCAGCAUAACUUAGAUUACCCUGAUUUCUACCAGAAGUUGUAUAAUCUUCUUGAGCCAUCAAUUUUUCAUGUCAAGUACAGAGCAAGAUUUUUCCACUUAGCCAACCUCUUUCUCAGCUCAAGUCACUUACCUGUGUACCUAGUAGCCGCAUUUGCCAAACGCCUAGCUCGCUUGGCUCUCACAGCACCACCUACUGCCCUUCUCAUAGUUCUGCCCUUCAUUUACAAUCUGAUCCGCCGUCAUCCUUCAUGCCGAGUUCUCAUUCACAAGCCCAGCUCACAAGAUGAAUUAAUGGAAGAUCGGUAUGAUAUGGAUGAAGAAGAUCCUGCCAAGUCGUGUGCUUUGGAGAGCAGCCUGUGGGAAAUAAAGACAUUACAGAAACAUUACCAUCCCGAUGUGGCCAAAAAGGCGAUGUUGAUAAAUACACCUUUGUCUGAACAAGAAGAUGACAUUGAUGAAUUACUGGAGUUAACCACAUUUGAGCUGAUGGAACGGGACCUGAAGCCACAUCAGAUGAAGAGUAUACCACUGGAGUUUGAAACGGCCACACAGCUGCUGAAAGGAGGAGGAGAUGUUUUACAACAACAUUUUUGUCUAGAUUAACAAACUUUUAUAUCAGUGGACUACAUCACCACAUCACCUUUGAAGAAUAUUUAAAAAAAAAAAUUAAUAAAAAAAGUUUCUUCUU